Messenger RNA from Helianthus annuus (common sunflower), 916 nucleotides. Its product is annotated as CASP-like protein 1F2. The record is from RefSeq and is a predicted model, not a curated record. Lineage: Eukaryota; Viridiplantae; Streptophyta; Magnoliopsida; Asterales; Asteraceae. Bases 150 to 710 code for a protein of 186 amino acids. The transcript is spliced from 3 exons.
UGACUCGUGAGUGUCUCCUCCAUGACCAAAAUAUCCCAAUAUAAUCACACCCUCAUUUAUCCCUACAUACCUUCACUAUAAAUAAACCAACCCCCUCCCUACAACCAAACUCACCUCCAAAAUUAAGGUUCACUUCCACAAAACUAACAAUGUCAACUGAAAACAACAACUCCGGUAUCCUUAAAAUCCGACCAGUCCCAGCUCCAGUCACACACUUAUCUUUCAUGCUUUCACAAGUCUCACUCAGACUCGCUGCGGCCGCCGCCUCAAUUGCGGCCGCUUGUUUGAUGCUUAACAGUCGCCAGUCCAAGGUUCUUUUUGGAACCAAUCUUGACGCGCGUUACACUUACUCUCCUGCCUUCAAGUUUUUUACGAUGAUGAAUGUUGUCGCGUGUGCCUUCUCUGUGUUGUCGUUGCUGCCAGUUUUUGUACUCAGUCGAAAAUUGUCAAACUCUCUCAAUUAUUUCUUCUUGUUCCUUCAUGAUCUGAUGAUAGUGAUAUUGUUGGCGGGUGGAUUUGGAGCCGCGACUACUUAUGCUCAAGUGGGCAAGUAUGGGAAUAGCCAUGCGGGUUGGAUGCCGAUUUGUAACGAUUUUGGAAAAUUUUGUCAUCAUGUCGCUGCUUCUUUGAUCUUGGGGUUCCUAGCUCUAUUUUGUUAUAUGGUUCUUGCAGUCAUGUCUGCGAAUAAAGCGAGGCAAAUCAAGGUUUAAAAGAGUGAUAGAUAUCAUAUGUGAAAUGACUUAUAUGCCGCUCAUGAAGUGGGAAAUUAGCUGUGGUAGUAGUAAUUUGGGAUUUUUUUAAUUAAAAUUUUUAUUUAUUUUUAAUGAGUGUCAUGUUUGGUAUGUUUUUAAUGAAUCGGACAGAAAUGCAUAUGUAACUACCUCUUUUAAGGAUGUAAUGAAUCUAGCUGCCCCUC